CCGUGCCUCUGGAAGCCAUGAGAGCCCGAGCGUAGAACCCGUAUUUGGCGUCGUUAGAUUCUGAUUCUGAUCAGCCUUCCCCAUCCUAAAAGAAGUCAUGGGCCACUUCCAGGAUCUGCUCUUCCUCUUCCUCCUAGGAUCCUCUUUCUUGACCAUGGCAGAGGAUCUGCAAUGUCAAAAGAGUGUGGUCGUUGCUAUAGAAGAGGAUCCAAUGAAUUCAUUUAACUGGACCGCAGAAGAAGUUGAGACUUGUGUGCAGGGAGCUCUUUGCCAAGAAAGUCUAGUGAUGAUCACACCAGCAGGCGACAAGACAGUCAUUGUGGCCACAAAGGGCUGCAUCUCUGAAGAGACAGAGGCGGCGACAUUUAUCCAACACUCUGCACCCCCUGGCCUUGUGGCAGUCUCCUACAGUAACUUCUGUGAGGAGUCCUUCUGCAACGAGAGAGAGGACAUAAUUUCGUUUUGGAAGCAAGAAGAGAUUGCAGUCCCCAGUGUGCCGCAACUCCAAUGCCCAACCUGCGUGGCUCUGGGAACCUGUUCCAGUGCUCCUUCACUGCCCUGUCCCAAGGGUACAACUCGAUGUUAUCAAGGAAAACUUCAUUUCUCUGGAGAAGCCCUCAACUCCUCUGUGGAGGUGAAAGGCUGUAUAGCCACAGCUGGUUGCAGGUUGAUGGCCAGGUUCUCAGCGAUAGGAGCCAUAUCGAUGGAGGAAAAGUGCCUACAUCAGCCUCAUGUUCAAGCCCGAAAGGCUGCAAGUGGAGCCACCUGGUUUCCCAUUUCAGUUUGGUGGUUAGGGCUGCUGCAGUCACUUGUCCUUUUUUCUGAAAAGGUGCUUCUGCCCCUGGGUCCCAGGCCACCUUAUUGACUGGGAGCUUUCUGACCACUGGUAGCCAACAAAUUGAAAAGAAUAUGGAGAUUUGAAGGUAAAUAGAAAGCUUUCAUGGAUAUA
Octodon degus (degu) is the source of this 949-nucleotide messenger RNA. It is a transcript of the gene Tex101, whose product is annotated as testis expressed 101. Gene Ontology annotation, cellular component: plasma membrane raft; plasma membrane. Gene Ontology annotation, biological process: regulation of flagellated sperm motility; binding of sperm to zona pellucida. Bases 98 to 865 code for a protein of 255 amino acids. The record is from RefSeq and is a predicted model, not a curated record. Lineage: Eukaryota; Metazoa; Chordata; Mammalia; Rodentia; Octodontidae. The transcript is spliced from 6 exons.